Messenger RNA from Entamoeba invadens IP1, 1806 nucleotides. RefSeq lists its product as hypothetical. The record is from RefSeq and is a predicted model, not a curated record. Lineage: Eukaryota; Evosea; Mastigamoebida; Endamoebidae. Gene Ontology annotation, molecular function: ATP binding; protein serine/threonine kinase activity. Gene Ontology annotation, cellular component: cytoplasm; autophagosome. Gene Ontology annotation, biological process: protein autophosphorylation; autophagosome organization; autophagy. Bases 1 to 1806 code for a protein of 601 amino acids. The transcript has 3 exons.
AUGGAAGUUGAGAACGAGAAGCGCGACAGAUUUGUAUUGAGAGAAGUGUUAUAUACGUCGAAGACGGGGACUGUAUUAAAUAAAGCUAUAACUAUGGUACGAGAUGGGAAGUACUCAUUUUUUGUUGUUAAGAGGAUUCCAAUACCAAAAGACGAUCCAACGGUGUUGGAAGGGAUUCGACGAGAAGUUGAAGUCUCGAAAAUCGUUGACCAUUCUUAUAUAGUUCGUUGUUAUGAUGGGUUUCUGUGUGAAUAUGAAAAUAAAUUGGAGUAUUGGAUGGUGUUAGAGUAUUGCCCACAAAAGAGCGUCGACUUUUAUACCCACCAAAGGAAAUGCCUGACGGAAGGAGAGAAGUACUUCUUCUUGUGCGACCUUUCAAUUUGUAUGGAAUACCUCAUUCAAAGUUUACACGUCCAACAUCUCUCGUUGAACCCUCACAACCUCAUAUUGACUAAAGACACAAGCUCCCCAAUACCAAAACUGAAAGUCGCCAACUGCUUUGAACACGUCAGGUAUGAAACACCAAAGGACAAAUUCAUGCACAACCCCUUCUAUGCCGCACCUGAAAUGUACUUGGGGAGAAUCGAAGAGAACUCUGACAUCUGGUCGAUCGGUAUUUUGAUCUAUGUCCUCUUCUCGAAUAAGUUUCCGAUGCCACCAAAUAAGGUGUUCGAGUUCUUGUCAACACAACAGAAGUUUGAUUUGGAGCCACUCAACUCGUAUGCGUCGUUGAAGGACUUACUUAAGAGGAUGCUUGUCUAUGACCCAGCUCAACGUCUGAAAUGGUCCGAAUUUUUCAUUCAUCCAUUUAUCCAAAGAUGUCGUGACUAUAAAAUCGAUGAGAUCCACACGGACGCAUCAAAUUAUACUCCAAAGAAGAUCAUUGGGAAGGGAGCAUAUGGUGUUGUCUUUUUAGCUUCACAUACUCAAGACGGUGUUACUGAGUUAGUUGCAAUGAAAGAGACUGGAGAGAGUAAAAGUGACUUUUUACUCAAAGAAGCGCGAGUAAUGCGGUUGUGUGUUCAUCCAAAUGUUGUUGCGUUUCAUGAGUAUAUAUCAUCUCCCGAAAAGCUUUCCCAAGCGUGUGUAGAGCCCACGGACAUCGUUGUUCGAGAAAGUAUAUUAGAGUCUCAUUAUUAUUAUAUGGUGAUGGAGUAUUGUGAGUUGGGUAAUCUCGAGAAGUACUUAGAGAAGAAUGGCGGGCCAUUGUCGACGAAUGAGAUCUUACAUUUCUUAGCAGAGAUAGCCAGCGGGUUAUGGUAUCUUCAUUUCUGUAAACACAUCAUUCACAGAGACUUGAAGUUAGAAAAUUUCCUCUUAUGUAAACCCGAAGGAAGAGAGAAGUAUCCCAGACUGAAAAUAGCAGACUACGGACUCUCAAGAGCUUUUGGAGAUGAUUCACAACUGAUGCAAACGAAUGUUGGAACAUUUAUAUAUGUCUCCCCUGAAAUAAAGAAUCAUAAGGUAUAUACAACUAAGAGCGACUUGUAUUCCCUUGGUGUCGCUUUGUAUCGACUCGCGACAUUUGAGUACCCAUUCUCCGCUAAUAAAGCCACUAUAGACUACGCGUUCCAAACGAAACAACCAAUUAGCUUCCCGUCGUACGUCAACGUCGAAUUUCAUUUACAAGACUUAAUCAAGAAACUUAUUACACACGACGAGGAAUCGCGACUGUCGUGGAGAGAGUUUUUCGCUCACCAAUUUGUGUACAGAGCGAUGCAACACCACGCGGCGCAAGGGUAUGGCAUGCCUACGGCGCAUGACUUUGACUUGUUAGAAGAGCAACAGAUCGUCGACAUCGAUUGA